Molecule: messenger RNA, 998 nt
Organism: Prorocentrum cordatum
Lineage: Eukaryota; Dinophyceae; Prorocentrales; Prorocentraceae
Source: the annotation of a GenBank genome assembly
UCCCCUCCCCUCGCCUCCCCUCCCCUCCCCUCGCCUCCCCUCCUUUCCGCUCUCUUCUCUCCCUGAGGGGGGAGGACACGGAGGCAGGGCAUGCGCACUUUACCAUGCGGAGUUCCCGGCCCCGCGCUCCACCUCCUGGCUGGCAUGCCAGCGCGACAGCUGCGGCCGGAUGCGGCCUCCUUCAACGCCGCCGUGAGCGCGUGCAGCGGCAGCUCCGAGUGGGCGAGGGCCUUGCUGCUCCUCGCGAGGAUGCCGCUCGGCGCUCUCCGGCCAAACGUCAUCACCUACAGCGCCGCGGUGGCUGGCGCCACGGGGGCCCGGUGGCCCCUGGCGCUGCAGCUGCUCGCCGGGAUGCUGCGGGCGGGGCUGCGCCUGGACGUCAAGGCCUACAGCGCGCUCGUCGCGGCGCUCGAGUCCGGCGGGGAGUGGGCACGGGCCCUGGGCCUGCUGGGCCGCGCGCGGCGGGAGGGCCUGCGGCCAGACGUGGUCCUGUGGAACUCGUGCAUCUCCGCCUGCGCGGCGGGGCGGCAGUGGCCCGCCGCCCUGGCGAUGCUCGGCGAGCUGCGGGGCGCCAGGCUGCGGCCGACGGCGGUCUCGUACAACGCCGCCAUGGGCGCCUUCGCCGAGCACGGCGGCUGGCCCGCGGCCCUCGCCCUGCUCGGCGGCAUGCGGCGCGAGGCCGUCCGGGCGGACGCGAUCUCGUACAACGCGCUGAUGCGGGCGUGCGGCAGGGACUGGGAGGGGGCGCUGCACUUCCUGCAAGAGAUGCUGAGCCUCGGGCUCACCCCCACGGUGGUGUCCUACGAGAGCCUGCUCCGGGCCAGCGCGGCGGCCUCGAACCUGUCCGUGGCCGCAAGGGCCUUCCGCCUGUCCGGCCUGCAGACCCGGAGCGAGAGCUGGGUGACCGAGGAGGUCCAGGUCAGCGGCAGGGCGGUGUCUGCCGCCGCUCCUCCCCAAGGAGGCCCCGCGAGAGGCGCGGGCGCCAGCGAGGGGCCGAG